GAGCCAACCGACUCGAGCACAUUCGCUUAGAAGUCAAAACCAACAGUCCGUUAAAUCUCUCUUUGAGUUACAUCAGGAUUAAUAGGAACUAUCAUAUUCCACAGUCUAGACAUAUGUUCAUUUAGAGGUUUUCGCUUACGCGGCCGGUGACAGUGUUUAGUAACGCCUGACUGAGCUCGAAGCGCCUGAGUGAUUUUUGGAAAGGAAAAAUACACACGGAUCGACGGGUCGCCCGGAAUGGCUCACACCACGAAGCAAGGACACGGAGGGGUUAACCAACUCGGAGGGUUGUUCGUUAAUGGAAGGCCACUACCUGAUGUUGUUCGACAGAGAAUUGUUGAGUUGGCUCAGAGUGGAGUGCGGCCAUGUGACAUAUCGCGACAGUUGAGGGUUUCUCACGGCUGUGUGAGCAAGAUUUUGUGCAGAUUCUACGAGACUGGCUCCAUUCGGCCGGGUGUUAUCGGUGGAAGCAAGCCCAAGGUAGCAACAGGUCCCGUCGUUAAUAAGAUCGCGGACUACAAGCGAGCAAAUCCGACUAUGUUCGCUUGGGAGAUUCGGGAUCGACUUCUGAGCGAAGGUGUAUGCACAACUGACAAUGUUCCCAGUGUCAGCUCUAUUAACAGAAUUGUUAGAAAUCGUAUCAACAGCGGCGAUAAAAUGAGCCCGACAAAAGACGAAGUCUCUAACGGUGGAGAUGUAAAAGUUGAAAGCGGUGUUCAUAUGCCGCGGACUUCGUAUUCAAUCAGCGGAAUUCUUGGAAUGGGACCUCAUCAAGCGAAUUCUGUUCCACCCAGCAAGAGGAAGCACUCAGUUGAGAGUACAGAAAGCACAGGGAGUCAUUCUGAAGAGGAAGUACAAGCAGAAGGAGAUGCAACUUCACCAACAGAUAUUCAUGGUCGCAAGAUAAUACGCCGUCAACGCACUACCUUCUCUGGAGAACAGAUUGAACAACUUGAAAAGACUUUUGAGAAGACACACUAUCCAGAUGUGUUUACGCGUGAAAAGCUUGCACAAGAUGUUGAUCUUUCUGAGGCAAGGAUUCAGGUUUGGUUCUCCAAUCGCCGAGCCAAGUGGAGGAAGCAAGAAAAAGUGCCUCCUCUUGGAAGUCCCACAGCAGCAAGUCCUGCCCAGACUGUGCCAACAACUUUUAUUAACACAGCCAAUGGAUAUCCCACCACUGUUAUCAGCCCUCCUCCUAACCAACCAACCCCAGUUCAAGAUGACAACAUUCACUCACAUCAGUACGGUCAAGUCCAUGAUGAUGCUCCAGUGAAAGCAGAAUUGACAGAACUGAAACCAGUGUCUGAUCCCAGCCUGACAACCAUGCACACCACCAUGGGCAUCCCAAACCUAGCCCCACCCCCGCCUCAACAGCAAUCUUAUGACAUGAUGCGACCUUCAGGAGUGCCAACGCACAGCCCAACAUUUAUUGCUGUGCCAAGCGGCAACCUAGUGCAAUCAUCUCAUCCCAUGUCAAAUGGGCAGGGGUACACCAUGCGCCUCAGUGACCACACCCAGUCACAGCCAAUUAGUAGUAACAGUUCCUCAGUUGGAUAUUCUACUGUUGGCCAAAGUGUUAUGACAACUUCGCCCUCCUAUGCAUCACGUAGCCAAAUACAGUAUCAGCGUGUUAUCACAAGUGGUGGUGGUGAUGUUGGCCAAGCCACCUCACCCCCAGCUGGAAACACAGCCCCUGGCUAUGUGCUUCCUCCUGUGAGCACACUCACUAAAGGUCAGAUCCCAGGAGAUAUGACAGGCCAAUUCCCCCCAGCGAGUUAUGCUCAAGCCCCAUACCCUGAUCAGUGGAUCCCGUAUGCACCCCAGGGUUUCAUUGGAAGGCCAACAGUGUUCCUUCCUGCCAACUGGACUGCUCCAGCUCCCCCUCCAAGAAUGUCAAGCACAAAACUAAGCACCUCGGCAUGAAGAUAAAUUUAAGGUGGCACUCCACAAUUUUGCUUCAUGUCUGUGUCAUCACCAGUGUUGUUGUGAAGUAUGGUGAAGCAAGCAUUAAGGCUUUAGUAUUUGAAUUCAUGUGUGCUAGAUGCAGGAAUUGUUUUGGAAAGCAAAACCUGCAAAUGUAUCAAAUAUAUCAUUCAGUGGUUGAUGUAAUCAAUCUGUGUGUGUAUCUCUCAUUUGGGAAGUGUUUCAAACAUAUCCUCUGUGUGAUGGAGGAUUUCAUGAAAUGUAACAAUAAUUAUGCUAAUCAUUAGCAACUUUAAGAAAUUUUGUAGAGUUAAGCUAUAAUAAUUUUUUUAUUUUGGUUUAUACUGUAAUCUAUUUUUGUAUACACACAUCGCACUUCCGAGAAGGUCGUUGCUCAAUUUUUGGUUCAAAACCACAUGGAAAUUGUUCUUAAGCAGACAUGUAUUUUUGUUUGUAAAGUAACCUUGUAGCUUAAGAUUAUGGUGAAAUGAAAGUAACCCAACUCAAAGAAAUGUUUGAUAAAUUAUGAUACUCAGUUUUCAAGGGAUCAAUUUGAUCCAUCAUGAAGGGGAACAUGAAUUGUACCCUUAUCUUAUCCAGCUGGAUACUGGCAGACUUAGCGAUGGGUUGACAGCAUUGUUGACUAAUGUUUAUACAUAUAGAUGAUAAUCUUGUUUAGAAAUUGAAUCCAAUUGUAAGUGAAUCCUCAUCACUCACACACUUCCAUGCAGUUAUUUUGCAUGGGAUAGGCUUAGUUGUCUAGAUUGAAAUUUGUUAUUAAGGGAAAUUAGCAUACGUGUAUGUAGACAUUACUUCAAAGAUGUAAUUCUUAUUUUAUUCAUUAGCUCUGUCACUUUGAGGAUGUUAUGUCACAAAAACAGAAGCACUUGUUCAUCCUCCUGUAGUUUUUGAAAUUAUUACAUAUGAAAAUCACAGAUUUAGUACUCCAAUGGCAAAAUUAAUUCUUGAAAAACGUAAAAUUACCAAUCCACAAAAUUCAUCUGUUACCAAAUAGCUAUCAUCAUAAAGAGAUCAUGUUGUAAGAAGACAUGAAGAUUCUGGCUGAAGAAAACUUUUUCCUUUGACACUUUUUGAACCAAUACAGUCCUUUAAAAGUUAUGUGAUGUAACAUCUUUACUGCUAUCAGAGAUUAAACAGACUGGACAAACGUAAACUUCUUAUAACCCAUUAUGUAUUACGACUUGUGAACAUUUAACUAUGAGAAGUAUCAGGAAUGGAAGGAAGGAAAGAAGUGAUGUAAGGUUUAACAUGUUUUGGUCAGAAUUAAAUUUAUGUUCCUUCCUUAAAUUUUGGAAUCUUGAUGUUAAACAGGGUUGCUAAUAUGCAUGUGUGUUUAAUUGUAAAUAUUGCAUCUGUUAGAUUACCACAAGAUUAUGGGCUGGUGUAAAAUGAACGAGUGAAUGAAAAUCUCAUUGUACUCUUUUAAGUGUUCCUGAUUUCAAUGAUGCUUGAAGAAUGCAGUGAAAGAAUAAGUUAUCAGAAGUCAGUCUUCAUUGCUGUGUUAACAGUACUGGCGAUAAUCCGGUUUCAGAAAUAGGUGGUACCAAGCUUUCCAAAGCAAUUUGAACAGACCAGGAUAAAUAUGCAUUUAGUUAUCGAAAAUUGUUGGAGGAAAUUAUCUUUUAUACAUUUUUGAUAUGCAAAUUUUGCAGUGUAAUUUUUUAUAUAAUGUAUAUUAUUAUUUUUUUGUAGUUUUGAUAUAACUGCAAGGGCAUUUUUCUACCUUUGGUGAAAUACUCCUAGGAAAAUUUUUGUAGGCGCAGAACAAAUAGUAUUUUUUCCAAGUCAAUUUAUAGUACUCUCUUGUACGUGUAUGCACUAUUUAAUAAGCACUGCGGUAUGUAUUUAAAGGGUACAUUAGUUGGUUUGUUAAUAAAAGUUUGUACUUUUUGAA
Pocillopora verrucosa is the source of this 3838-nucleotide messenger RNA. Its product is annotated as paired box protein Pax-6-like. Gene Ontology annotation, biological process: anatomical structure development; regulation of transcription by RNA polymerase II. The record is from RefSeq and is a predicted model, not a curated record. Gene Ontology annotation, molecular function: RNA polymerase II cis-regulatory region sequence-specific DNA binding; DNA-binding transcription factor activity, RNA polymerase II-specific. Lineage: Eukaryota; Metazoa; Cnidaria; Anthozoa; Scleractinia; Pocilloporidae.